CUUAAUUAGCUUCUGAAUGACACCUGAUUAUUUCGAUCCUCUCAUGUUGAACAUCUAAGGAGUUUCGAUUGAGAACCUUAACCAGUUUUUCAAUAUGAUAUGAUUGCUACAUAUCUAUCUUUCUGAACGAGUCAAGUGUCUAAUAUCAUGAACAACCUUUUUACAGCUGCUGAUACUACUAUCUAUCAUGAUAGCAUUAAGGAGAAAAUCGCAUCUGCUCUCAAGAAUGCCUACAUUUCUGACAACUUCGGAUGCUGGUUGGUUCAAUUUUGGGCACCUGUAACUACUAAAGAUCAGGUUUUUCUAACAACUUGUGACCUACCUUUUGGUCUUACGAAACUCCAUGAAGGACUUUGUUUUUAUAGGUCAGAGUGUCUGAAAUUUAGAAUUCCUAUUGUAACUGAUUGUUCUGAGAAUGAGUAUCGACUUGGUCCUACCGAACGCGUGUUCAAACAUGGUUUGCCUAAAAUGAGUCCGGAUAUUUCGCGCUAUUCAGUUGCUGAUUUUCCUCAGCAUGGCUCGGCUUUAAUUGCUGGUUUAGGGAACUAUUUGGCUGUACCGGUUUUUGAGCCUCUUAGUAAUGAACGCGCUGGAGUACUGGAGAUCAUAGGGGAUAAGAAGGGAAGCUUCUCUCAAGAUUUUGUUCAAAUGGUGUAUGAGAUGCUCAAUAAGGUGGACUUGAGAUCAUCAAACAUAUAUGGCCACCCCGACAAGAAGGGACUUGAAUCAGAGAAUCUCGACGGCUCAUUCGAUGUUUUGGAAUGGUGGAAGGACAAACAAAAACACUAUCCG
This is a messenger RNA of Nicotiana tabacum (common tobacco), 792 nucleotides long. The record is from RefSeq and is a predicted model, not a curated record. Lineage: Eukaryota; Viridiplantae; Streptophyta; Magnoliopsida; Solanales; Solanaceae.